UGAAGGUGAGCUCCCAGGCGAUGACGGAGAGCAGCGCGGGGCUGGUGGUGAACCUGAUGGCCAACGACGUGAACCGCUUCGACACGGGACCACUGUUCCUGCAUUACCUCUGGAUCGGGCCUGUUGAGACUGUGUUGAUGACCGCCUUCCUAUAUAGACAACUAGGAAUGCCGGCCAUUUACGGGUCGAUAGUCGUCUUUGCCGUAAUACCCUUCCAGAUAUUCUUAGGCACACGCACAGCAGCCUACAGAAGACAAACCGCAGAGAGAUCAGACGAAAGGGUCAGGCUUAUGAAGGAGAUCGUUAUGGGUAUGGAAGUCAUUAAAAUGUACACUUGGGAACAUCCAUUCAGGCAAAUUAUUGACACGGUUAGAAGAGAGGAGAUCUAUGCAAUCAAACGCACAUCUUACAUCCGGGGAAUUACGAUGUCCUUUAUAAUGUUUACAUCCCGCUUCGGAAUCUUCAUCACGUUGCUCCUGUACGUGACUUUUAUCGAUCGAAUAAGCGUGGAAAGUGUCUUCUUCCUCACGUGCUACUAUAACAUUAUGAAGCAAACUAUGACGCUGUACUUCCCACAGGCUAUUGGUCAGGUAGCUGAAAUGAAUGUGGCUAUACAAAGAAUUCGAGAAUAUCUGCUGAGUGAGGAAUGCAAGUUAACUAUAAACAAUAUUGAUGAAGAUGCCAGCAAAAUCAAAAUCAAGGACGAGUCAGGUGCAUCCAAGAUCGCCAAAAAUCCUGUCGUGAUGAAAGAGUUUGCUAUAGAAUUCGAGAAUGCCUCUAGCCGGUGGAUACGACAAGAGAAGGAUGAUGUCAAAGAUAUUAAUUUGCAGAUCCCCACCUCAAACCUGACGACAAUCAUAGGAGCGGUGGGAUCAGGGAAGUCAACUAUACUCCACAUGAUACUGGGGGAGCUUCCCUGUACUAGUGGGAGCCUGAAGACAGUGGGAACUAUUAGCUAUGCUGGACAGGAGCCUUGGUUGUUUAUCGGUUCGGUCCGUCAGAACAUUUUAUUCGGGCAGCCAUUCGUGAAGCAGCGAUACAUGGACGUGUGCCGAGUGUGUGCCUUGGAGAGAGAUAUCUCCUUGUUCCCGCACGGAGAUAAGACCAUCGUGGGAGAGAGAGGAGUGUCUCUCAGCGGGGGGCAGCGGGCGAGAGUCAACUUGGCCAGGGCGGUUUAUAAAGAGGCCGACAUUUAUUUGCUAGACGACCCUUUAUCAGCUGUGGAUACGCAGGUUGCGAAACACAUAUUUGAAAGAUGCAUUAAAAGAUAUUUAAUAGGAAAAACUGUUGUAUUGGUGACUCACCAACUACAAUUCAUUAAAUCUGUCGACAAAAUUGUGAUAAUGCGGCAAGGGAAGAUAUUAACAGAUGGAAACUAUAAUGAUGUUAUGGCCCAAGAUCUGGACAUAAUUAGAUUAAUGGAAGACAACACUCGAGAAGUGAAAGAAGAGGACGAAGCAACACAGAUUAAGAAUGCCGCUUCAGUUAUAGAAACAAGUACUGCGAGCUUGCAUCGGUACCGGCUAUCUACUAUGUUGAAUGCGAGUAGUAUGGCUGAUCAAAGACAAGUAGCAGAGGCGCAGACAGCGGGCCGAGUGAGCGGGUCAGUGUAUACGAACUACUUCUACGCCGGAGCUGCGUGUCCCUGCGUCGCUCUUGUGCUUAUAACGUUUGUUUUGGCACAAUGUUGCGCGAGCGCAGGAGACUUCUGGCUUAGCAAAUGGAGCUAUGUGGAAGAUCAGUUAACUGGUGAUAACACGAUGGACGACUUACUGUGGGCAGAGCAGGGGUUGCAGCGCAGUCAUUAUACCUUAAUCUUUGGAGUCAUCACUUUGGCCACCAUUUUCAUUGCUCUGAUCCGGUCGUUCAUGUUCUUCUCACUAUGCAUGAGAUCUUCUAUAAAGUUACACGACAAGAUGUUUGAUUGCAUAUCUCACUCUCCCAUGAGCUUCUUCCAUGCCAAUUCUUCGGGAAGAAUAUUGAACAGGUUUAGCAAAGACAUGGGUGCGGUCGACGAGUUGUUGCCUCAAGCUAUGAUGGACUGCUUUCAAAUAAUUCUCAACUUGAUUGGGGUGUUGAUAGUGAUCUUAUUAGUCGACCUCACCCUCAUUAUACCUAUCACAGCUGCACUGAUCAUAUUUUACAUUCUGCGAGUCAUAUACAUCCGCACUACUGGUGCUGUCAAGCGAUUGGAAGGGAUAACAAGAAGUCCAGUGUUCAGUCAUCUAAACGCAACAGUCCUGGGCGUAGCCACGAUCCGCUCGUUUGGCACGGAACAGUUGUUGACCCAGGAGUUCGACCGACACCAGGACCUGCACAGCGCCGCCUGGUACCUCUUCAUCACCAGCAGCCGAGCCUUCGGGUACUUCCUCGACGUCAUCUGCCUGCUCUUCAUUAUUUGCGUGACUUUCAGUUGCUUGAUGAAGUCCGAUGCGGAAAGCAGUAAAGUAGGUCUGGCAAUAACGCAGUCCAUAUCUCUGACUGGUGUAUUCCAGUGGGGCAUGCGGCAGUCGGCUGAGAUGGAGAACCAGAUGACCAGCGUCGAACGAGUGUUGGAGUACACUAAACUGCCUCAAGAGGACAUUUUGAGAGCCUCCGGUGAUAAGAAACCACCUUCCGGCUGGCCUUCCCAAGGACAUAUUGUGUUCACUGAGGUAACAUUGAAAUAUGCUCGUGAUGGGGAUCCCGUUUUGCACAAAUUGGAUUUCGAAAUACUUUCUCAAGCAAAGAUUGGCAUCGUUGGAAGAACCGGUGCUGGAAAAUCUUCAAUCAUCCAAGCUCUAUUCAGACUAGCUUAUUUAGAAGGGUCAAUAUUCAUCGAUGGCAUUGACACCAGUUCCGUCGGCCUCCAUGAUUUAAGGGAAAAGGUCUCCAUCAUACCACAGGAGCCAGUACUGUUCAGUGGAACCAUGAGAAAGAAUUUGGAUCCUUUCGAUGAGUACAGCGACGAGGUAUUAAUCAGGGCUUUAGAAGACGUUGAGUUGAAGAACGAAGAUGAGGGAUUUGGCGCCCUCUACAAACAGGUGUCAGAAGGAGGAACCAACUUCAGUGUGGGCGAGCGUCAGCUAGUCUGCUUAGCUCGUGCGAUAGUUCGCAAGAACCCUAUACUGGUCCUGGAUGAGGCUACGGCCAAUGUGGAUGCGCAGACUGAUGCUCUGAUACAGACCGCCAUUAGAGUGCACUUCAGGAGUUGCACAGUGCUCACUAUUGCUCAUAGGCUGAAUACUGUUAUAGAUUCGGAUAAGAUCCUAGUGCUAGACGCCGGUCGCCUCAUGGAGUACGACCACCCUCAUAUCCUGCUGCGGAUGAGGGGAGGGUACUUCCGCAAAAUGGUGGCAGAAACCGGCCCGGUCAUGACGUCACACUUGCGCAGAAUGGCCGCACUGAGCUACAAAUCUAAAAAUGAUUGAAAUUAAACUGGCCUUGGAUAUAUUAGUAUUUCUAUAUUUCGUGAUAUUUAUUACAAAAUAAAUUAUGUUCUUAUCGUUA
Molecule: messenger RNA, 3489 nt
Organism: Plutella xylostella (diamondback moth)
Lineage: Eukaryota; Metazoa; Arthropoda; Insecta; Lepidoptera; Plutellidae
Product: putative multidrug resistance-associated protein lethal(2)03659
Biological process (GO): transmembrane transport
Cellular component (GO): membrane
Molecular function (GO): ATP binding; ABC-type transporter activity; ATP hydrolysis activity
Source: RefSeq, a predicted model, not a curated record